Messenger RNA from Cryptosporidium ubiquitum, 216 nucleotides. RefSeq lists its product as uncharacterized. The record is from RefSeq and is a predicted model, not a curated record. NCBI's taxonomy places the organism in Eukaryota, Apicomplexa, Conoidasida, Eucoccidiorida, Cryptosporidiidae. The transcript has 2 exons. Bases 1 to 216 code for a protein of 71 amino acids.
AUGUUCUUAAAUGUUAUUUUUUCAAAAAAGAAUUCUAGCAAAGUUAGAUUAUUAAUAAAUCAUGAAUUUCCUCAAUUUCUUGUUUUGCAAAAAGGGAUAAUAAAAAAGGAUGCAAAUAAUAAUUGCAAAAUGAAUAUGGAUUGUAGUCAGAAUGAUGGUGGUUACAGUCAAAAUCAAAUUAAAGAAUUUGAUCAUGGACAACUAGCAUUUAAUUAA